UAUAAAAAGGAGGACAAAAAUUCGAGUGAAACUGACUCUGCUAGAACAGUGCCGUGCUUUUCCACAGAAGAUUAGACCCCAAGAGAGAUGGCUCAACACCACGUAUGGAUCUUGCUCCUUUGCCUGCAAACCUGGCCAGAAGCCGCUGGAGAAGACUCAGAAAUCUUCACGGUGAUUGGGAUUCUGGGAGAAUCAGUCACUUUCCCUGUAAAUAUCCAAGAACCACAGCAAGUUAAAAUCAUUGCUUGGACUUCUGAAACAUCUGUUGCUGUUGUGAAACCAGGAGACUCAGAAAUAGCACCCACAGUCACUGUGACCCACAGAAAUUAUUAUGAUCGGAUACAUGUCUUAGAUCCAAGCUGCAACCUGAUCAUUAGCGAUCUGAGGAUGGAAGAUGCAGGAGACUACAAAGCAGAUAUAAAUACAGAGACUGCUCCCUACACCAUCACCAAGCACUACAACCUGCAAGUCUAUCGUCGGCUUGGGAAACCAAAAAUUACACAGAGUUUAAUAACAUCUGUGAACAGCACCUGUAAUGUCACACUGACAUGCUCUGUGGAGAAAGAAGAAAAUAAUGUGACAUACAGAUGGAGUCCCCUGGGAAAAGAGGGUGAUGUCCUUCAAAUCUUCCGGACUCCUAAGGACCAAGAGCUGACUUACACGUGUACAGCCCAGAACCCUGUCAGCAACAAUUCUGACUCCAUCUCUGCCCAGCAGCUCUGUGCAGAUAUCCCAAUGAGCUUCCGUACUCACCACACCAGUUUGCUGAGCGUGCUGGCUAUAUUCUUUCUGCUUGUUCUCAUUCUGUCUUCAGUGUUUUUGUUCCGUUUGUACAAGAGGAGACAAGACUGUGGAUCUGUAUGUAUUUGUGAGACAGAUGCGGCCUCAAAGAAAACCACAUACACAUAUGUCAUGGCUUCAAGGGACACCCGGCCAGCAGAGUCCAGAAUUUAUGCUGAAAUCCUCCAGUCCAAGGUGCUCCCCUCCAAGGAAGAGCUGGUGAACACAGUUUAUUCCGAAGUGCAGUUAUCUGAUAAGAUGAGGAAAGCCAGCACACAGGACAGUAAACCACCUGGGACUUCAAGUUAUGAAAUUGUGAUCUAGACUGCCGGGCUGAGUUUUCCCUCUGGAAACUGAAUUACAGCCACCAAUAUUGGCAGGUUCCCUGGACCCAGCUCUCUGCCCAGCUCUUACUAGGAAAAUGCAAAUUGCCAUAUUUCAACAUGUAAGCAAAGCAGGAAACCUUCUGUUACUGGGCAUAGCUUGUGCCUAAGUGGACAAAUGAAUGCAUACCCUUCCUGAAAUGGCUCCCUUCUGGAUGAAUGACGAAGCAGGUUAUCUAACCUAGUGCUUCCCAAACUUCUUCCCAUCCUAGUAUAUGUAGAAAAUAAUAUUGUUAUGGCACACCGGGGUGUGUCAUAACUGAUUGCAACAAUCAAGAUUGCUCACAUCUGGAAGCUGCAUAUGACCAGAGGCCUCUCAUGACUGAAGGUAACAAACCUGCCCAGCAACUGUGGGAGAAGGGGAUCAAUAUUUUGCACACCUGUAACAGGGCAUGUCACACCAGCCAAGAUGCUCUGCUCACCUCACUGUCAGUAUGUGUGAAGAUCCCCAGUGUGUGGCCUCCACCAGUCCCUACCUCACAAAUUUGGAAAAGGUACCCUUCACUUGAGGCAGAUGCAGCCCUUCCCCCGAGUGCAUGGCUUGGAGAGCGGAAUGUGGGCUGCAUAUGAGCACACUCAUCCCUUUCUCUGGAAAUCUUUGUGCAGGGCACAACGUGCUCGGUAACUCCAAACACAAAUGAUGGUGCUGUGUGGGUCUCUGUCAGGGUUGUGGCUCUCAGCCAUGUCAACAUGCUCUCCAAAUGGAGUGUUGGAAAAUGUUCUUUCUGUAGGGUCUAGAGACUGCUGGGCGUUUUUCAUGGUGUGCUACUUCAGAAUCUCGUAGGAUUUUCUUUCUGGCUAAGCUUUCCUUCUGUAUCACUCCAAGCAUCCUCAGCAGAAGAAGCAGUCAUGCCCAGUAUUCUCGCUUUCCGAAAAGAAUUGACCAGCUUAUAUUUCUCACACUUCUGGGGAACUGGGUGUAAUCCAACCAGCAAAACAGAAGACCUUUCAAGAAGCAGAGUCAUCCUCCAGAAGGAACUGGGAGAUGAUGGUGCAAUUAUGAAACUGGGUUCAUCCCAGUUCCAAAGGCCCAGAGAACUACAGAGUUGAGGCAGAGGCAGAGUGCCCCCACCCUGGCACCCCCCACAAACAGACCACCAGCCAGCUGACACGUGUAUUAACUCUCCGCAAUGAGGAAGAAUCACUCACAGCUGAGCAGGGCAUUCAUAUGACCAUGUGAGGACGUGUUUGCCUUAUGUGCUGGCAAAUAAAAUCAGCUAACUCCUAAAUCCCCACCAACAGUUCUAGGCUGGACAGCAGAAAUGAGCUGCAUUUAGGCAGAUGACAACAUCAGUCCCAGUAAAUGAAACCACAGACCCAUCUAGCACCAACUAUCAGUGCUAUGUUAGGGGCUGCAAGGCCCCAAAGUAGAAAAUGUGCAGAAUGUCUGCCCUUGUGUAGCUGAGGAGUCAAUUCCAGCACAGACACUACAGUUAAAUCUGAACUGCAGCUACAAGUGAUGGCAUAAACUAGAACAGUCAAAAAAGACGUUAUGAUGGGGCAGGGCUGAAGCUGGGCCUUGAAGGAUGGAUGAAAUUUGGAUAGAGAAUGAGGAAGACAGGGGGAAAGAUGCUUCUUUCUCCAAGUGAAAGAAGCAUGAAAAAUGAGCAGGGGCCUGGAUCAGUGGGGUGUAUUCAGAGCACCUCUCCAGAUGCACCAUGCAUGCUCACAAUCCCUUGCCUAUGCUUAGCAGGGUGCCCCAGCCAGACAGGUGAGCUUCACCCCGUGUCCAUUUACAUGUCCUUCAAUGCCCACCUCAAAUGGGCAUUAUACCUCUUCUAUAAAGCUUUCCCUGGUAUCAGGAGUCAAAAUUAACCAGAGAUCUUUUCACAUUGCUGUUUUUUCCCCUUUGGUCCUUCUAGCACUAGAACUCAUCUCGUUCUACCUUAUAGCAUAAAUAAUUAUUUGUUUUCCUCACUACAUUGUACGUGUGGGAAUUAGAGAUAGACAGAAGCCGGCUGGGUGUGGUGGCCCACGCCUGUAAUCCCAGCACUUUGGGAGGCCAAGGUAGGCCCAUCACCUAAGGUCAGGAGUUCAAGACCAGUCUGGCCAACAUGGUAAAGCUUGGUCUCUACUAAAAAUACAAAAUUAGCCCAGUGUGGUGUCACACACGUGUAGUCUGAGCUACUCUGAAGGCUGAGACAGGAAAAUCACUUGAACCUGGGAAGUGGAGGUUGCAGUGAGCCGAGAUCACGCCACUACACUCCAGCCUGGGAGAGACAGAGCGAGACUCUAUCCCCACCCCCUGCAAAAAAAAAAAAAAGGGAGAGAGAAAGAGAGCUAGAAGUCAAUAAUCAUGGUGCAAUCAAAUUCUGGCAAGCGCUAAAUAUCAGGUUAUGGUGCUCACACCUGUAAUUCCAGCACUUUAGGAGGCCAAGGCUGGUGGAUCACUUGAGGUCAGUAAUUCAAGAGGAGCCUGGUCAACAAGGUGAAACCCUGUCUCUACUUAAAAUACAGAAAAUUAGCUGGGCGUGGUGGCGCACACCUAUAAUCCCACCUACUCGGAAGGCUGAGGUGGGAGAAUCUCUUGAACCUGGGGGGUGGAGGUUGCAGUGAGCUGAGAUCCUGCCACUGCACUCCAGCCUGGGCAACAGAGUGAGACCCUGUCUCAAAAAAAGUUAAAAUAAAAUAAAUAUCAGGAUGCAUACAUCAGAGGCUGUUCCUGGUGUAAGGGCACUUUGGAGGGAAAAGACUUUCAGAGUUAGGCAGACCAACUAAGAGGUCAGCUGAAGCACCAAACCAGUUGUAAGGAGGUGGAAGGCAGCGCCCCAGAAAGACACAUGCAGGAAGAAGUAAAGAGGCUUGGUCGUAAAGGAUGGAGGAGUUCCAAAGUGACACUGAGCAGGCUGUGUUUCUCCUAAAAUAAAGCCACUCCUCACUCUGUGGAUGCGUUGAACACUCACUCCUGAACACCUUUAUUCUCUAACUUGCCCUCUUCCUCUUCCUAAUAUGCUCAGUCAAGUACAAUUCCUAGUGUCCUAAUGCCCCUGUGCGUAUUGUCGAAAAUAAAAAUAAAAAUCAGAAACAGGUUAGAUCUGUUAGGUCUUUCAGAAGGAUGAAGCCAGAGCCCAGGAAUUCUGAAGGUGUUCUUUGGGCUCAGGACACCCUGCUCCUGUCUCUCCUUUCACUGUUUCUCUCCUACAAAUCUCCUGAUUCAUUAACACAUUAAAUAGCCUUCUCUCUAGGGCUCAGUUCUUAGAUUUUCCUCCGUAAAAUGCAUGUGAUCUUAUUUUCCUCUCCACAACUUUCCAGAUGAACUAGAUUGUGACCAAGAGGUGUAUAAAAUCAAAGCACCACGGAACAGGAUCUUGUAUCCAGCCCAAGUGGGCCUGUUUUAAACUAUGUGCAUCAAAACGGAAAUCUCAAAGAGCCCUCUGGUGGAAAGCUCUAGUAGGUGAGGACAGUGUCUGCCUGCAGACACCUUGGGCUUUACUGAGGGACUCAACUGAGAAAAUGAGGAACACUGCAGCUCAUGUUCCUUAGAAGAAGAAAGUGAAGCUAGUUUAAAAUAUGAUUUUAAAAAAAUAUAUAGAACACUCAAACUGCACAGACUAUGAGAAAAUAGCCUGGUUGGGCCAGCUUGGAAACCAGGCACAGGCAGGAAGGAGCCUGUCUGGUUUGUGCUGUGUCCACAGAGAGAACUUCUUAGAUCCUGCCUGGAGAGAAGGAAUGCUGGGCUAUAUUUUCUUCCAGACUCAUUAUUUUUCUUCUGUUUGACCUUUCUCUGAAUUACCCUUGAUUUGUAUAAAUUUCCUCAAGAAUAGUGACUGCCUCUACUAGUUGUAAAAUGAAGCUAUAAGGCCUGGCAUGGUGGCCCACGCCUAUAAGCCCAGCACUUUGGGAGACCGAGGCGGGUGGCCUGAUCACAAGGUCAGGAGUUCAAGACCAGCCUGGCCUACACUGUGAAACUCCAUUUCCACUAAAAACACAAAAAAAUUAGCCAGGCCUGGUGGCACAUGCCUGUAGUCCCAGCUACUCAGGAGACUGAGGCAAGAGAAUGGCUUGAACCCGGGUGACAGAGGUUGCAUUGAACCAAGAUUGUGCCACCGCACUCCAGCCUGGGCAACAGACCAAGACUUUGUCUCAAAAAAAAAAAAAGAAAAAAAGAAAGAAAAAAUGAAGCUUGAAGAACAAAGGCAACAUGAGGAACUAUAAUGAGUGGUCGUAAACGUGGGCUCUGACAGUAGAGUGCCUGGGUCUGAAUCCUGGUUUCUUAGUCAUGUGACCUUAGUCAAGUUACUUUAACUCCACUGUACCUCAGUUUGCCCCUCUGUAAAAUGGGGAUAACAAUAGUUCCUACCUUGUAGGGUUGUUGUGGGGAUUAAAUGAGGUGUUGCUCAUACAGGAAUGUGCCUGUGCAUGGCAAAGUCCUGGAUUAUUUUUUAACAAGCUGUUCUUACAGGCCUGAAACCUUCAGAAGAUGCUAAUCGAAAUUUAUGAAAUAAGCUUCUUAUAACAGAAAUGCAGCUAGCACUAUGCAAAAUUAAUGUCAUAUAUCAAACUCUUAACUCUCAUCCCUCCUUAGUCAGAUAUAUUUUGCUAUAUGCAAUGUUUGUUCCCCCUGUUAUACCACAAUCUAUUGACCUGAUGCUAUCCCUGUCUCCCAGUUAGACUGAGAAAACAGGAUAUAUCUAACUAAUAAUAACAAUAAAUAAUAAUAAUAACGAAGGGCUCCUUGAAGGCAGAGAGCCUGUAAGAAUCACUGAGGGUUUAUUUUGUAUACCAACUGCUAAACUAGAUGCUUCAUACAUUGUUGGUCAAUACUUACCACAGCCCUGUAAAGUAGAAAUUAAUUCUUCCAGGUGACACUAAGGCUGAUAUAAUGAAUACCCUGGCACAGUUGGAAAGCUGGGAAGACAGGAAUUGAACUCAAGCCUUCUUGUCACCAAGGGCCAUGCGCUUGUACUCUGCCAUGCAGUUUCUUCUUAGUUCCUGUGGAUUCCUCAUACCUGGCACUUGGCCUUAGGUGUACAUACACCUGCACUUUGCUUAACACAUAACAGUUGGACCACAAAUAGUUAUUGAAUGAAUACUUACAUAUACUAAUAUUUUAUGGACUAAAAACAGCUCAAAGUAAAUAUAUUAAUAUGUUUAUUCCAUUGCUAUCUGGAUAACCACUCAACUUUUCUGUUGAAAAUGACCAUUUAAUUAAAGAAGGUUGGAUAGAGCUCUCUAUAUGGAUUUUGGACAGACAGGGGUUUCAGGUCAUAAAUACUCUGAUGAGUUAAUAUAAAAUGAGAGAAACUGUAAAUUCCCACUACUAAAAAUCACAAGAAUAACAGAAACAAUUGUGCUGAACAAUUUAGUGAUUUAAAAAAACAGCUAUGAAUGUUUAGACUUAAAUAACCCCCAUCCAAGUGUGAGAAGCCCUUGCAAUUUUUCAAAACAUAUGGAAGUGUUAAUACACUUUGACAAAGGACCAUUUGAAAAGUCCAGAAUUCUGACUUAAAGAAGCAAAGUCAUGACUAAUACAUUCUGAGAGACUUGCAGGCUCUGGGAAUUCAGACAGGAACGGGUGAGAAUUAUUAACUGUUGCUGGCUGAUGGCCCAGACAGUCCUCAGCAGCCCUGUAUAAGUCCCUGGGUUUGGGAUGGAUCAACUCUGUGACUGGAAAGUGGCCAAAUCUUUGCAAAUGAGAAAGAUUUUUCUUAUAAGUUCUUACUGUAGGCAACUAAUCACAUAAAUUAUUUGUCAGAGAAUUUGAAAACUCUUUCAUUUAUAACUUGUAUUUCCAAGAGUUUAUGGGUCAUCUCUGCAUAGAUGUCAGACAUCACCUCAAAUUUAGUGUCCAAAAUUGAACUGACAGUUCUGUCUCUGACCUCCCAACUUGCUUUCCUUCUGUUUUUCCUAUGCUAACGAUUCACCAUGAUCAGAAUAAUUAACAUUUAUCUGGUGCCUAUUGUAUACUAUUCCCUGUCCCGUCUUAUAUUUACUCAUUUAAAGACCAUAAGAAACAUUAAAACUCAUCUGCCUUCUCAAGAAGAUACAGCCAUCCUCUGUUUUACAAAGUAGGAAGCCGAGUCACAGAAAGGUGAAGUCUUUAAGGCUGAGUCACAGUAGCUCAUCCAACUAGGAUUCAACUCCAGGAGCUGGGUACCGAACUGUACUCUUCACCGCUUCACCAAUCAGCAGCUACCCAAGGAGGAAAACGUCUUCAUCCUUGACUCCUUCAUUCUCCCUGUCACCCCAGAUCCCUGUACACCAUCUAGUCAGAGAAUAGGUCCCGUCAAUUUCAACUUCUCUACAUGGCUUCUCUCAGCCAUGUCCCCGUAAUCGGCCUAAUUCUCUAACACACCUUCCCUCUACAUGCUCACUCCGUCAGAUCAUUGCUUUGUCAUGUGUCACCUGGGAUGCUAUUAGGUAAAGAGCAAUCUUUCUAAAACAAGGUUCUUACCACUUCACUUCCAUACUAAAUAUUUUUCCUGGGGGACCAUACUCCUUAGCAGUCUGGCCCAUCAGACCUUCCAGGCUGUCUCCUGCCUAGUCCCUAGGCUCCAGCCACACAGAAUUGUCAUGGGUCCACACACCCACCAAAUUCUCCCACGCCUUUGCCCAUGUUGUGUCUUCUGUCUGGAAUGCCCUUCUGUCUCUGGCUUUUUCAUACUUCAAGGAUCAGACUGAGUAUUCCUUUUGUGUGGGCUUCCAAAACCUCCCAUCCAAAGCUGUAUAUAUAGCUCUCUAUUUAUUCUUUAACAGCAUUUGGUACACACGUGCAGAGUAGUAGCUUUUAUCACAUUCUAUGAUCAUUCCAUAGCUAUGGUAUUUUCUUAGCUCUCUCUCCAACUGGUUAAUAAGUUGUUUUGUCUCUGAGUACCUAAUGAACCUCAGUUCCUCAAAAAAAAGUUUAUUUAUUAGUUCAUUACUAAUUUGAACAUGAAAAUUAUGUUCACUAGUGGCAAAUGCCACUAACCCUAUUCCAGAAGCUAGGUAUCACAUUUGCAGCAAGAUAUCUUAUCCUCUCCACAUGUCGCCUUUUAUUUUAGGCAUUUGUAAAUGUCUAUUAAUAAAGUAUUGUUCAUAUAUUUUACCUUGUAAGUGCCUAAGAAAUGAGACUACAGGCUCCAUUUCAGCAGAUACACACAAUAAAUACCAUUUUAUAAUGCA
Molecule: messenger RNA, 8267 nt
Organism: Callithrix jacchus (white-tufted-ear marmoset)
Lineage: Eukaryota; Metazoa; Chordata; Mammalia; Primates; Cebidae
Source: RefSeq, a predicted model, not a curated record